CUGUGAAUAAUACUUUUAAAGUGUUGCUUAAUUUCAGUCCCCACGCUCACUUGUCAUUUCCAAACACAUUAUGUAAAUAAUUGUGGAAGGCAGUGAAAGCGUAAGUGUUUUGCUCUGCUUGUACAAAAAUGGUCAGGGCUUUGGAGUUAGUAAAACCAUUCUUUUCUAGGUAUAUUGUGAGCCGUGUUCAAUUUUAUUUUCAUUUCUGACUUCUCUGCAUCUUGGUUUGCUGCUGUCUGCCACUGGAAUGCUGCAGGUAGGGAGGCUGCUCUGCUGGCCACAUACUUCUUUUUAGAAUUUCAGUUUGAAACUUUGAUACUCUGACAGAAAAGGUUCUGCUCCCAGUCAUGCUUUGGCUUCACUCUUAUGCAGCACUUCCAAUGUGCAUGCAGAGUUAAACGGGUUAACAGUUUACAGAAUGUCUUUUAAUAUAUCAUGUAUAAGUGGACUACAAGAGGCUGUACACUGGUAUGACUCAUAUUCAUCCAUCCGUUAUCUAUACAGCGCUUCAUCCUCUGUAGGGUUGCGGGGGUGCUGGACCUUAUUCCAGCUGACUUAGUGCAAAGGCAGGAUAUACCCUGGACAGGUUGCCAGUCCAUCACAGUGCCAACAUUCUUUCUAGCAGAGGUGUCUCCUCUGAUGACUAAAAGAAGUCAGAUAUUGUAUAGAAGUCUUUGAGAAAAUGAGCCUAUUUCUUCCUGGUAUCACAGUAAACAUUUUCCAAAAGUAUCUGUGGUCUCAACGUUCAUUUGGUAAAUUAUGGUCCCAUUUCGAGUUAAAUAGACAGUCUGACUUGUGUUUGACGGUUGCUACCAUAUCCUUGUGUGUAUUGUCCUCAAGGACAAGACAAUUGACCUUCAUAUUGUUAUGACUGCGGUCGUUAUUGUAGUUUCCUGUGCUGCGUCUGUCCUUUUUAUGUCCCCAUCAUGUAUGCAAAUAGGGCUGCGCCGCACCACGGCCACGGUUGGUCGCCAGGAUGACGGCUCGGCACUGGAUUGGUUGGCUGUACCAAGAAGACCGCGAUAUAAAGGCGGAACCGUGACGUCGUCUCCGGGUCAGAGGGCGUGGCUACAUCCUACCCUGCUUCCAACCUACACGUCAGCACACUUGGGUUCCAGUGAUCAGCUGUGAUUUAGGGAUUUAAUAUUGAGUGAUCGCAGUGAGCAGCCACCUUUUGUUUAACCGGCUUUUUCUCAUGUUUAAGUUAGGAUAGGGAGGUUAGACUUUGUUGUUCUUUUUACCUUUUGUUUUUGGCAGAUCAGUUUUGGGUUAAUAGUUUAGUGGCUUUUUGUUUGUUGUUUUUGGUUUUGCUCACUGUCGCUUUCAGUUACCAGUCCCCAUUGUUUCAGUUCUUAAAAUUUGUUGAGAAAUAAAUACCUAAAUUUUAUGCGAAAACGUGUGUUGGAAAUGCUUGGGACCAGGGGAAGGAUGCCUCUUCGUGUAACGCACAGUGACCCCUAGGCUGGGCGUAACAUGAAUUGGGGGCUCGUCCGUUGCUUUUUUCGCUUAGUGUUACGCUUAGUUAGAGAUGCAGACCGUCUUGGCUCAACAGCUGGUGGACACAGGUGUGCUUCCUGCUAGAGCUGGCAGAGUAAGACGCCACCGCAGGUGGAAGCAGUGGGGCCUGAGGUUCCCGGUGAAGCCCCUGCUGGUCUGGAUCACAAACCUGCCGCUGGUUCUCUGGUAGGUUUGGCUACAGAGGAUCUCAGCCUAACUCUGGCAAUUAAAGAAGCUGAGGUGAGAAAGCGACAGCUGGAAGUGCAGGCGAUGCAUCUCCGCAUCCGAGCUCUGGAACUGGAGCGGGACCAGCCUGCAGCUCACCCGUCAGUGUCCAGUCAAAGUGCUGCAUCUGUGUCAUCAGGUGGGUUUGACAUGAGCAAGCACAUUGCAUUAGUUCCUCCGUUUCGUGAAUCUGAAGUCGAUUCUUAUUUCAGCGCUUUCGAGCGCAUAGCCGCUGCUUUAAAAUGGCCCACAGAAUUUUGGUCCUUGUUGCUGCAGUGCAAACUUGUGGGUAAAGCACAAGAGGUCUGUGCUAGUCUGUCUAUAGAGCAGAGUUUAGAUUACGCCACUCUGAAAAAAGCUGUGCUGCAGGCCUAUGAACUCGUUCCUGAGGCAUAUAGGCAAAAAUUUAGGAAUCGUGAAAAAAAUGCCAACCAGACCUACGUCGAGUUUGUACGCGAGAAAAGCGUUUUGUUUGACAAGUGGUGUCAAGCUUGUAAUGUUAAAACUCUGGAAGAGAUGCGCGAGUUAAUCCUGAUUGAGGAAUUUAAAAAAUGUUUGCCGGAGCGCAUCGUGGUGUAUCUGAAUGAACAGAAAGUCUUGUCCGUUACGAACGCAGCUGUCUUAGCUGAUGAAUUUAUUUUGACGCAUAAAAGUGUAUUUUCUCCACAGUCAUCUCGUGGUCAAAAUGUGUAUGAACGGAGAAACCGAUCACCGAAGCUUGCGCGGAGAAAUAUUCCCACGGUUGCCGGUGACAGCCGCGAGUGUUAUUACUGCCAUGAGUGGGGUCAUUUAAUCGCAGUCUGUCCUGCUCUGAAAAAGAAAGGUCAGUCUAAACCUAACAAACCGCCUGCUGGCGUUUGUCUAAUAAAAACUGUGACUUCUCCUGAAGUGCGUUCUGUGCAUUCUGAAUGCAAAAUCUCUGACGUUGAUGCUCGUUUUCAGCCGUUCGUUACUCAGGGCUUUAUUUCUGUGACCGGAGAGGGGAAAAAAGUACCGAUAAAAAUUCUCCGUGAUACGGCAGCCUAUCAUUCGAUGAUGUUAAGUGAUGUCCUGCCACUGUCCAACGAGACUUCGUGUGGUUCUGAUGUGUUAGUGUGGGGUAUUGGGAUGACUGUACUGAGAGCCCCGCUGCAUGUGGUGUAUUUGAAAUCACCGCUGGUGACAGGACCGGUAAAAGUAGCCGUGUGUUCGCGGUUGAUUUUAGGAAACGUUUUUCCUCACCCCGUGGUUACCGAUGUUCCGGUGCCCGCCUCGUCCUCGGCCACUCCUGCUGACCUCUCUGAACCACAUCUGUUCCCUGUGUGCGCUGUUACACGCGCACAGGCUCGUAAACUGGGUGACAUUGUGAAUUUGUCUGAGUCAUUCAUGACUACUUUAGAUGAGAAUGAGAAAUCUGAUGUGACUGACAAAAUUGUAAAAACUGAAAAUAAGUCCAACUGUAAAAAUGACACAUCUCUGUUCCCUAGUGACGCAGAGUUAACUGUGAAUGUGAACCGUGACAUGUUGAUCACUGCUCAGAAACAUGAUCCAUCGCUAGCUGUGUGUUUUUCUUCUGUAUUCGCUACUGACAGCACAUCUCCUGUUUUCUUUAUAGAUAAUGGAGUUCUGAUGAGGAAGUGGAGUCCUGACUCUGAUGAAUUACAUGUUGUUAAUCAGGUGGUCGUGCCAAAGGAAUAUCGCCCUCAGGUUCUCAGCAUCGCACACGAUUCCUGGUUAGCAGGUCAUUUGGGUGUCAAGAAAACUUAUCAGGGUGUGUUGCGCAAUUUCUUUUGGCCUGGUUUAAAAACCGACGUGGCCAAAUACUGCCGAUCAUGCCACACAUGUCAUCUAGCAGGAAAACCAGAUCAGCCUGUUCCGCCAGCACCGUUGCAUCCUAUUCCUGUGCUUGGGGAACCAUUUGAACGUGUGUUGCUGGACUGUGUGGGGCCUUUGCCAAAAACCAAAUCUGGGCAUCAGUAUAUUUUAACAAUUAUGUGUGCUGCUACUCGCUACCCUCAGGCGAUUCCUUUACGCACGCUAAAAGCUAAACCCAGGGAUGAGAAUUUUCCGCGGAUCCGCGGAAUUCCGAGUUUUUUUCCGCCGAAAGUAUAGUUUUUGUGAAUCGUGUAAAUCCGUUGAGAAAAUUGUAGGGGGGGGUAGGGGUAGGCAAGCGGCCGGCCGGCCGACGCGUCGAGAGCCGAGGCUUGUGAUGGCCAUCCCGCCACCGACAUCUUUCGGCAACGCGCAUUGCAAAAUCAGAUACAGCUGUGAGAACGGAAAUCGGCAUUGCUAUCUGUAAACAUCACUCGCUAUUUAUGUUAAUGACAACAUCCGCCUAUUUUCGGCAGCAAUUUGGCGCCAGUUUCAUCUGAUUGUUUCCUUCCACAUGUUAAAUUUCGCGGAUAUGCAAGCACACGAUAUUGUUGAGUUUUGAUCAUUUCUGGUGCGUGGAUACG
Molecule: messenger RNA, 4157 nt
Organism: Amphiprion ocellaris (clown anemonefish)
Lineage: Eukaryota; Metazoa; Chordata; Actinopteri; Pomacentridae
Exons: 2
Coding region: 1768-3813 (681 amino acids)
Molecular function (GO): nucleic acid binding; zinc ion binding
Source: RefSeq, a predicted model, not a curated record